UUGUGCAUGCUCUCCCACCCCCUUAAAUAAAAUCUUAGAAAUGAAAGAAAAGCCCAUGUAGAGAGAUAUGUCUUAAUCCCUCCUUGGGCUAGAGGAUUGGGGAUCCACCUACCCUGUCCCUUUGUGAUGCGGCGCUGUCUUGGGGGUGAGCCACAGUGGGAUAUGCCAUAGCGACUGUCUCCCUUGCUCUUCACCAAAACCUUCGGUAAAGGCUAGGGUUCUCAUGAAUGACAACAGAAUCUUCCCCACAGCAAGGGCUCUGUACCAGAGAUAGCGCCCCAAAAUAAAAUUCCCCUAGGUCUUUGAUAACCCUAGUGGAUUGCAUCAUAGGUUUAAUUCCAUGAACAGGUAAUUCCCACCUGUUUACUGUCAAGUACACGUUUAGAGGUGCCUUACUGGCUCAGUCAGAAGAGCAUGCAGCGCUUGAUCUCAAGGUCGUGAGUUUGAGCCCCACACUGGCCAUAGGGAUUACUAAAAUAACUUUACGUGUUUAUUGUUCUCCAUAGAUUCCACGUCUUCAAGCAAUCCUCAAACUUCAAAGUAUGAAUGAAUCUGAGGAUCUUGUUAAUAGUGCAGACCUGAUCCCAAAGGUCUAGGGGACCCUGGGGUUCUGCAUGUUGAGCCAAGGUCCAAGUAAAGCCCAUGCUCAUGCUUUGCAGACCACAUUUGAGUAGGAAGGUUUUUAACUAUCUCCAGAGAGUACCUGCUUGUAUUAAGUGAUAAUUCGCACUUGUGUUUGUUUUUACCGACUGCCCCACCACGGUGUUCAGGGCUUCUGAUCGGCCCAAGAUGUGGCUAUGUUGCCACCCUUGAGAUGAUGGGACUGCUCAGACUGCCAGUUUUAACUCUAAGCACUGUCUGAUACUUUUCAAUAUUGUGAAAUACUUAAUGUCUCAAGGAUGUCCAGCCCCAUUUCCACUUAGCUUCCUUGGUGGCUGGGUGCCCAGCUCAGUCCCCACUGUAUUACCCAGCACAACCAGGCGACCUGGUCAGCCCAUAAGUCGUUUUGACCCUAAUAUUCUGGAACCAGAAUCUUCUCAGAUAGACCCAGUUUGACAUCUCAGGGAGGGGAAUCUUGCAUGGCCCUUCUCUGAGCAGCCACAGAAAGUGGCACAGGGCCUUGCCUUUCCUCAGGAAAUGUGUUUUGUGGUAAACUGCACAGAAGAGAAUUUACCAUUUAAGCCAGUUUAGACGGUGCAGUUCAGUGGCCAUAAGUACCUUCACAACCGUCACCAUCCGUCUGUAGAACUUUCUCAUCUUCCCAAACUGAAACUCCAUACCCAUUAAACACUAACUGUUUGUUCCGACCCACCGCCAGUCUCCUGUCUCUGGACUUGUCCAGUCUAGGCACCUCAGCCCCGCAGUCACACAGCAUGUGUCCUCGUGUGUCUGGUCAAGGCAUACAGUUUUAAUCUUCAUCAGCAGGAGGCAUGGCCUACAUAGUUACUACUGCUGCGCUUUAACCCAUGCUGGUGGAGUCUGACUGGCCACUGACGAUGUGUCUGCUGAUGGUUGUUAAUGAACAAUUGAGGGCAGUUUAAGAAAAGCAUCAGACAGGAGAAAAAGCAUCAAAAGACUGCACUCAACAGACCCAGACAAAAUUCCUUCUGAGGACUUGGGAGAAACAGGUAAAACAAAGUUAAAUAUAUAGCGUAACCCUCACUUUUGUCAGGGAACAAAGCCCAGCGACAUAAUUUGGUGCUACAACAGAUCUUUUCUCCCUCCGUUUCCUCCCAGCGCAGCCCCAGUCCACUUGUAGCCAGACCUUGUGGGCAGAGGUAGGAAGCCGUCUGUCUCCGGUAACUGCCUCCAUUUCUCUUCUGCAUCUUUCCAUAUCUAUAGAAGGGAAAACUUGACAAUUCAGUUACUUAAUUUACUACUUUGUCAGUUAACUUACUACUUAAUCAGCCGCUUUUUAAAACGUCCAGCCUCCGCAUUCCACCCAUCACCCUCCGACAGGAAGACAGUCCCAUGGCCCUUCGUGUCAUGCAGCUGAUUCUGUGACCUUGAGGAGGUCCAUAUGUCACAAUGCGUAUUUACCAACACUAAGCAUUAGGAUUACCAGAUCCAGGCCAGCCCAAGGGCUAUCCGAUGAAUGAGACCCAGCCCUGCUCCCAGACAUGCCGGUUCCUGAACAAGAUGGCCACAUAAACAAUUAAAAGCAAGUGGUCAAGUGCUGCUGCCUCCACCAAGCAAACCAGAAUCAAGCAGAGAUCUUCCCUGGAGCCUACACCAGUUUAUUUAUUUAGGUAAUCUCCAUACCCAGCAUGGGGCUCGAACUCAGACCGACUGAUCAUGAUCGACUCAUGACUGACUGAACCAGCCAGAUGCCCCGUUGGAGAUCUUACUGCACAACGAUUAAUAAUCUACUCUACUACAAAAGGAUUUCCGGUUGCAGACGUGAGCUGGUCUACAGCUCUUGUUGUACGUGCUCUGAUGCCCCAGCAGGGAUGGACCCUGUGCGACCCAGGACGCAGUCACAGCGGUGUCUCUGACUCCCCCGAAAGAGACCCUUGAAACUCAAGAGAAGCAGAGGUCAGACGAGGCCCUGGGCAUGCGUGGAGCUGUUUUCCAGUGGAGCCUGCAUCUGACUGGGCUUGGUCUCAACAGCCACUGCGCCACCAUCAACUGUGAGACCACCACUGACUGCAGCCUACAUCCUGCUUUUCAGAGCUGUUAAGGAAUCAGAGGACAAAGUCCCCUCACGAUGUUUCUUAGUAAUGACAUCCAUCCGGAGGAAGGCGAGGCGGCGGCGGAGUCUCCCGGGUGUUCGCUGCCAGAACUGUAUGCUUCUGUCGAGGACUUUAUUAAGGAGAGCAAGAAAUCAAAUCUCCCAAACACUCACGGUAUUUCACCGAGCAAAGCACAGAAAAUGCUUAGUCAAAACCUGAAUGCCAUGUCAAUUAGUGGAACCGACGACGUGAGGGAAGAAGACCCCCAGCCUCUCUUCGUGUGCGAGGUGAUGAGAAGAGAGGGGGAGAAACCAGACUCUGCGACCGAAAUCCUGUACCGAAGCUUGUUGACACCCUCGCUCUCUCCGGUGGAGAGACUCACCAAAUCCCAGCAGAGGCUCUUCCGGCAUGGGAUUCCUCCUCCCGCACACACUUUUCCCUAUGAGAUUCUCAUCGAGCACUCCAAAUCCUCAUCACCGGUCCCUGUCCCCGUAAAGGAGAAGACUCCGGGUGCCAACACAUUAGGCAUGCUGGGCAUUUCCAGGAUCAGGCCAGAAAAUUUUGUCUUUGCAGACAGAAUUGCUAAGUACUUCUUAGUUGAUCCAGAGAAACAAUUCAUGGAUCUAAGGGAUCUGGAAUGGAGAUACUACAAGGGGCUCACGUCAUGGAAGCACCGUACUAAAGAUCCAUUCAUAGACAUAAAGUACGACAGUGAGAAGAGAUUUGUGGACAGCCAGCAGAGGCCUGGUGUCAUUUGCCCCCCUGUAGUUUGUAGGUCUUUAUUCAUUUACCCUCAAGUUGAUUAUCCCCCCAAAAAUUCAGCUUCUUCUUAAAUGAAAUAUGUUGUUUAUUAAAAUACUUUGGACAUGGGCUUUGUUUUUGAACUUAUAUGUGAAAAGUAAAGAAGCAGAUGGGACAUAGGAGCCAAGUCUAUACAAUAUUGAUGUAAAAUCCAAAAUUAAACCAUUAAUAUGGGGAACAAGAUUCAGAUUGAUCUGCUUCUAUAAGACCAACCAGGUUUGGACCCGUGAAGCCUAUUGGGACCAGAGCUGAGGCAAAUCUAGAUCAUGUGAAAAGUUAAGGACACCUCUGAAGGAGAGCCAGGCAAGAACAGCUCUUUAAAAUGUUCUACACACGUGAAGAGGUGUAUUAUCUUUUAAAAAGGUUGGUAAAUUUGACAAAGAAUGAAUCCCUGAGGAUGUAGAGAUCAGUCGGAGAACUCAAAAAUAAUAUGGUAACUGCCGAAAGACAUGAGGAAGGAAGUAACAUCUACAGAACAAGAACAGGA
Molecule: messenger RNA, 3960 nt
Organism: Mustela erminea (ermine)
Lineage: Eukaryota; Metazoa; Chordata; Mammalia; Carnivora; Mustelidae
Gene: C12H9orf153
Product: chromosome 12 C9orf153 homolog
Exons: 7
Coding region: 2708-3505 (265 amino acids)
Source: RefSeq, a predicted model, not a curated record